AUUCAAAGUAGCGUUACCAUGUAAUAUCACUUCACCAGCUCCAAACGACGAACUUUUGCUUAUAUUAUGGUACAGAGGAGACACAUCCAACCCGUUAUACACCAUGGAUGCUAGACAAGGUGUUACUAAUCACUCUCGACAUUCUUCAGCUGAUACCUUGUAUGGUAGAGCUUACUUCAGUGUUGUAGAUAGACCGGCCGUACUGAUCCUGGAGCCAGUCUCUGCAGGAGACGCUGGAACCUACAAAUGCCGAGUAGACUUCCGAGUUGCUAGAACAAGAUAUUCCAAAGCGGAGUUGUCAGUAAUUGUUCCACCGAUGAAACCUGUAAUCACGGACGUAAAUGGGAAUGUUUUGGAAAGUCUAAUAGGACCUUAUAAUGAAGGAGAAAGUUUGACGUUAUUUUGUGAAAGCGAAGGAGGUGAACCUCCUUCUUCCGUCACCUGGUGGAGAGACUCGAACCUGGUGGACGAAAGUUUUCAGAUUAUUUCUCACUCAGUUGUCCAAAAUAUCAUGGUAAUUCCAGAAUUAAAAAGAGAACAUCUUAUGAAUACAUUUACUUGCCAGGCAACCAAUAACAACCAAUCACAGCCUGUUUCAACGAGUGUAACGAUUGAUAUGAAUUUCAAGCCUCUUGGUGUGUGGAUUGACAACAACAAUCGACCACUAUCCGCUGAGAAACCGAGCAAACUGGUUUGUCAUGGAACAGGCUCGCGCCCUAUUGCGCAGUUAUCUUGGUGGAUUGGAGGGAAAAAACUUCAGAGUGCCAAAAAGCGAUCUUCGUUCGACGCGAAUCACAUUGGUAACAAGACCACCAGUGUUCUUAUUAUCAAACCUAACAUAGACGACAACGGAAAGUACUUAUCAUGCAGGGCUGAAAAUCCAUUAAUCCCGGGAAGUGCAGUAGAAAGCGGUUGGAAGUUGGAUGUUCAUUACAUCCCUCAACUUAGUCUUCGACUUGGAAGCAAGCUACGUCACAGUCAUAUUCAAGAAGAUAAUGAUGUCUACCUGGACUGUACUAUUCAAGCCAACCCUCCAGCGUCUGAAAUAGUUUGGAAAUUUGAAGAUAAACCACGGUGCAACAGAAGACAGCGGCUUCUCUACGGAACAGCAAGGAACGAACCUGUUAAAGUAUCUUGUGAGGUUGACUCCGACCCAGCUAGUGUGAAGUUUCAUUGGCAGUUUAAUAAUUCAGGACAUGUAGUUGAUAUCACGGACUAUAAUUCUGAAAAAUCUAAAAGCGUCGCAUUCUAUACUCCCAGAACCCAGUACGAUUACGGCUCACUACUAUGUUGGGCAACAAAUUCCGCCGGUUUGCAAGAUAUCCCAUGUGUAUUUAGCAUAAUACCUGCGGGUGUUCCAGACCCUCCACAAAAUUGUACUGUGGUCAACAAAUCAGAAUCUUCUUUCAGAGUGGAAUGCUUAGAAGGCUUCAACGGAGGGCUUGAACAACAUUUCAUGAUAGAGGUUCAUGAUAAAUACCUCAAGGCUGUUUUAGUCAAUAUAACAGCAAAGAAGCCUAUUUUUCUGGUCGAUGGGCUAUCAUCAGGGAAAACAUAUACAGCCAAGGUUUCUUCAGUUAACAGUAAAGGAAAAAGUCAAGCGGUUGUGUUGAAAUUAGACACCCUUCACGUUCUUGAAACUGAAACACUAACACAUAAAGGUAUACAGUGGAACGUGAAUGUAAGCCCAGUGCUUAUCAUCCUAACUGGAGUUACCGGUGGAUUAAUUUUAGUGAUCAUCAUAAUAUUCCUUACUUUGAGGUAUCGUACAACACACGGACAGCAUUCAAAGGAAGGAGAUCUAAAGUCAAACAAGUACGACCAGGCUCAAAAGCACUUUGCAUCUUUCUCCUCACAAAAGUGCCCGGACAUUAUUCCAGGAGAUAACCAACUACCGGACUCUAGUACUUACGAAGACAUGAAAGACGAUUAUGAUCCGCAUGUUGAAGAUUUGUGGUCACCAAAAGAGAGAAAAGAAUCUGAUAAUUUUAGUUCUCGAGAAUUUGAAAUGCAAGUUUCGCCUUGCCAUUCAAGCCCUUUGGCAACAGAAGAACAUAGUUUGUUAAGAAAAGAAAAUGCUUGGCCCCCUGGUGGAAAGCAGCGAAUUGUGGAAAGUCUAUCUAGACCUGUAUGUACCGGACCGCUCUGCGACAUAGACCAAACAGAACUGUCUUAUUUAACAAGGCAAACUGAUGUCUGAAUAUUCUUCCGGAUACGUGAAAUUCAACUUUACAUUGCGUUGAGGAAUGGCUGACCAGCAUGGCAUUAUUUUAAUGAUAAAAACAUGCUUUAGAGUUCAAUACAUAUGAUUCCGCUGUCAAGGUAUGGAACGAAUAUAAACCGGUAGUUUGACUGGUGAGAUGUAUCUUUAGUCCUUCGUUAAUGUUAUUCUGUAAACUGUGAACUUCAGAUGGUAAGAACUAAAGACUAUAGUUAUAUCUGUGUUUACUUCUAAAAGUCCAACGUAAUUAUAUUAAACAUCACUUUCCAUUAUCAAAGUUUAUCAUCUAGUUUUAAAGUAAAACAACAUGAUUUAUUUAAGCCAUUUUUACGAAAGUAUAUAACUUGGAUGUGAAACAUUGUGAAUUAUUUGAGAACAUUAUCCUUAUUGCUUUUUAUUUUGAACAUAAAAACAGAAAAAAAAUAGUUUGCUGCUUACCGGCUGUUUUUUCGCUCAGCUCUUUUAGUCGUCUAUGUUUCUUGAAGAGGUCGCCAAUCGGGCAGGUUUGAACAUAUUGAAUUCUGUUUUCAUAGAUGAUACAUAACUACAUUAUAUGUGUGUAUGGGUACAUUUUCUGUGUUUUAUCAAUUUUUACCAUAUAAAGGUUGCUUUUGUGAGAGCUUUUUAUGUUUGUUUUCAAAAUGUUCAGCAGGUUUUUGUCAACGUAACUUGCUACAAAAUUGUAAAGUAAAUUGGAUAUCGUGUGAUCAUUUGUAUGAAUAAAA
Molecule: messenger RNA, 2946 nt
Organism: Limulus polyphemus (Atlantic horseshoe crab)
Lineage: Eukaryota; Metazoa; Arthropoda; Merostomata; Xiphosura; Limulidae
Product: nephrin-like
Exons: 12
Coding region: 104-2200 (698 amino acids)
Molecular function (GO): protein binding
Source: RefSeq, a predicted model, not a curated record